Messenger RNA from Oncorhynchus masou masou (cherry salmon), 2883 nucleotides. It is a transcript of the gene whrna, whose product is annotated as whirlin a. Bases 1 to 2883 code for a protein of 960 amino acids. Gene Ontology annotation, biological process: sensory perception of sound; auditory receptor cell stereocilium organization. The record is from RefSeq and is a predicted model, not a curated record. Lineage: Eukaryota; Metazoa; Chordata; Actinopteri; Salmoniformes; Salmonidae. Gene Ontology annotation, cellular component: stereocilium tip; cilium; stereocilia ankle link complex. Gene Ontology annotation, molecular function: protein binding. The transcript has 13 exons.
AUGAGCACGGAUCUAGAGCGUAUGUCGCUCAACUCCUCCUCCGCCAACUCGGUGGCCUCGAGUGCCCGCACGCUGUCAGCCAAUGUCAAGAAGCUGCACAACGCGCUCAACCUGCUGCUCAACGAAUUGGAGCGGGAGCAGUUCAUCCACUGCCUCAACGUGUACCACUCCAAGCGUAAUGUCUACGACCUGGUUCAAACACUUAAAGUCAUCCUCAAUGCGCCCAGCAAACGCCAACUUCUGCCCAUGCUACGACAGGUCAUUCCCCGCUCAGACCAGCUUUUGUUUGACCAGCACACCUCGGAGGGCCUUUACUUGAAAUCGGAUUUACUUGCCAGAAAUGGGAGCGCCGAAGCGUUGGGCGAAGUUCCCAGUGGGAGUCCAACUCCUCCUGGGCAUUUCUUGCCAACCCCUCCCGGAUCUCAAGUUGCGAUGCGCGGCUCUCCGGAUAGUUUCAGCACCAGCAGUGAUGGGACAGCUCCCCUCGUCCCGCUGCUCGGGAGAGGCUUUCUGCACGAGCCUCCAGGAGAGGUUCGACAAGUGACCCUGAAACGGCACAAGAGCAACGAGGGCUUGGGUUUCAGUAUCCGCGGAGGAUCGGAGCACGGGGUCGGGAUCUAUGUGUCUCUGGUGGAGCCGGGAUCCCUUGCCGAAAAGGAGGGACUAAGGAUUGGGGACCAGAUUAUGAAAGUCAACAACACAGUGUUCGAUAAAGUCACUCAUGCUGAAGCAGUGAAGGUGUUGAAGGGCAGUAAGAAGCUGUCCCUGUGGGUGCGGUCGGUGGGGCGUAUCCCGGGGGGUUAUGUCACUAAUCAUGUGUACACCUGGGUGGACCCUCAGGGUCGCAGUGUGACCCCUCCCCCUGACCUCCCAGAGCACCGCAGUGCCACCCUGAGACGCAACGACAGCCAGCGACGCAGCAACAUGCAGCUGCUGCAGGAGGGAGACGAGAAGAAGGUGAACUUGGUAUUGGAUGAUGGCCGUUCGCUGGGUCUGAUGAUCCGGGGUGGGGCAGAGUAUGCCUUGGGGAUCUACAUCACAGGAGUGGACCGGGGCUCUGCUGCAGAGUGUGGAGGACUCAAGGUGGGUGACCAGAUCCUGGAGGUGAACGGGCGCAGCUUCCUGGGCAUCCCACACGACGAGGCGGUGCGCAUGCUCAAGUCGUCGCGCCACCUGAUGAUGACGGUGAAGGAUGUGGGGCGCCUGCCGCACGCCAGGACGGUGGUGGGGGAGACCAAGUGGAUCACUAGCUCCCAGAUAGCAGAGAGCUCCGCCAGUGGCAGCGUGGCUGGCUUGUCCAUGGACCAAGGAGCCUCAUCAGGAAAGCCGGUGUUCUAUAAGGGUGUGGCGGGCUCCCAGGUGACCCUGUCCAGCCUGGUGAACCAGAGCAGAGCCAUGCUGGAGGAGCAGGCCCGCCACCUGCUGACGGAGACAGAGAGGCAGACCAUGGGCUACUACGUGGAGGAGUACCGAGACGGACACAUAGGGGUGGAGCAGCUGGUCAUGGCCCUGUUUGAACUGCUCAACACACACGCCAAGUUCUCCCUGCUAUCAGAGGUGCGUGGCCUGGUGACACCCCAGGAUCUGGAGCGUUUCGAUGGGAUGGUGCUGCGCCGCGAGAUCCAGGCUCUGAAGGCCCGGCAGGGGGGUGCCAGUGCGGCCGCCCUCCACCCUGACUCCCUCUCCAUGGUUUCCUACCCAGAUACCCUGGCCUCCUCGUCAGCCAGCUACAUGACCUCCACCACCCUCAGCUCAGCACGGGAAAGACUGCUGUGGUUGAUAGAUAUGAUGGAGAAUGACAGUACGGUGGAGAGUAAUGGGGGGGAUACGCAGGAGAGUCUGGAUGCGCUGCCUGACAUAUCUCUGGAUGAGGUGCACUCCACGUCCGAAUCUCCCCCCACCUUCAAACCCCCACCCCCCCCAGGGGUGCAGAGACGCCCCAGCAGACGGGACCAGGUCAAAAAGCUUCCCUCCUCCGAAUCCUCCCAUUCCGGGCUCUACUUCACCGCCCCCUCCCGUAACCCCCCCAUUGACCAGAGGGGGGAGCAAGGACCCCCCUCCUCACCCAAGGUCCCCCCCAAAAAGGAUCCCUCAGUCCCCCCUAAGAGGGACCCCUCUGCCCCCCCUAAGAAGGAGAUGGCAACUGCCCAGCUCUCCAUGGUCAACAAGCACCCUAUAGGCCCCUUCCCCAGAGUCCAGUCCCCUACUAGGACCGCCAAGCCUGCCGCCCCCUCUCCAUCUCCACCCCCUCCGCCGCCGCUCACUGCCCCAUCGGCACCCCCUCCGCUUCCCCACAGCCAGGACAAGUCCUCCCCUGGCUCCAACAAACAGCACUUUGUCAUGGUGGAGGUUCAUAGGCCCAAUGCAGAGUCUGAUGUCAACGAGGUGCGGUCACUCCCCCAGGCACGAGGUGCCAACCUGUCCCAGCUGUCAGACAGUGGACAGACGCUGAGCGAGGACAGCGGGGUGGACAUUGGCGAGUCAGGGCGUUUCAGCAAGGAAAGCAGUCCCCGUCCCGCCCGCAUACGCCCCCCACGACAUCCCCAGGGGGCAGGAGGGGACACCCCCUCCAAACCGCCGGGUCUCUUGGAGCCCACCUCCACACUAGUGAGGGUGGCAAAGAGUGCCAGCACCCUCGGCAUCGCCAUCGAAGGGGGUGCCAACACACGCCAGCCCCUGCCACGCAUCGUCACCAUACAGAGGGGCGGUUCGGCGCAUAACUGCGGGCAGCUGCGGGUGGGUCAGGUGAUCCUGGAGGUGAACGGGGUUUCCCUGAGGGGCCGGGAGCACAGGGACGCCGCACGCCUCAUCGCAGAGGCCUUCAAGACCAACGAGCGGGACCACGUGGACUUCCUGGUCACUGAGUUCAACGUGGCGCUAUAG